Molecule: messenger RNA, 1248 nt
Organism: Octopus sinensis (East Asian common octopus)
Lineage: Eukaryota; Metazoa; Mollusca; Cephalopoda; Octopoda; Octopodidae
Product: UPF0687 protein C20orf27 homolog
Exons: 5
Coding region: 128-643 (171 amino acids)
Source: RefSeq, a predicted model, not a curated record
UCUAUCGGAAACGAUCUCUGAGGAGUGCCAGUAACAUUCACCUAACAUCUUGCCAUAAGAUAAAAACUUCAUUUCGCAGGUUCUUCAGUAGUUUUUUAAUUCAUCCGUUCUAAAAUAAUCUUUCAAAAUGAUGCAAGAAGCUUCCUCUUCUGGUAAGUUACGAGCUGGCUCUUCAGACUCAGGACAUGUCCAUUUCCCUGAGGAAGAAGUAUCACUUCACGAAGCUCAGAUUCUGGUGCUAGAUUCAGGCAAAAACCAUAUUGAUGUAAAGUUAGGCUUCUUACAACUUGACCAUGUGUACGAGGUAACGUUCGCCUUCAAUCACAACCUGGGUGAAGAUUUACUCAUAGAACCAAAAGCCAAAAGGAAUGUGUAUAUAAAAGUACUCUCGUUUACACCAACUCAAGACGGGAAAGGUCAUGAUGUGGUGCUUAAAUUUAAUGCCCGUAAGGAACAUGUGGUAAAGGAAAUCUUUUACGUGUCAACUAAGACAAAACCAAAACAGAAGUUAACACUACAGUUGUGUGCAAGAAUUCUGGGUCCAGGAAAAGGUACUCCAAUAUUGAAGGAAGGUAUAACUAUACUUGAUGUGCAGGAUGAGUAUGACUUGGAUCCAUCCGACUCGCAUGGCUACUCUGAAUAAAUCAAUUUCAGAGACAAUGGAUCAAGAAAAUUUUUUUUAUAUACAUAUAUAUGUAUAUUUAUAUAUAUAUAUAUGUAUUUUUAUUUUAAGUAAAGACUAUUGCUAAAAUAGUUUCACUAAACUUUUGACUCCUAGUAAAUAUUUCAAAUCAUCUUUGUUUACAGUUUUAUGAAUUCAGUUAACUCUAUCAAACAACUUUUCAUACAUAUUCACAUAGGGGUAUGAUAGAUGUAAUAAUUAAUUCUGUUUUUACAUAGAAAUAUUGUUUAGCCCAAGUCAACCCUGAUCAGUAGAUCACUUGUGACCAUCCCAUCUUGUAAGAAUAUAUAGAAUAUUAUCUGAUAUGUUUUGUCCUUCAUAUAAGAUAGAAGAUGUGAUUUGAGGGAGAUUUGGCUGCUUUUUCAAGCAGAACAAGUGACCAAAUAGGAGCUCCUUCGUUGGCUCAGUUACUUAGAGGAGAUACGAAAUGCAAUAUGUGUACAGAUGAGAAGUGUAAACAAGAACACAGAUGUGACAAUACACAAUUGAGAGUUUACAUUUGUGUUAUUCAAGUCUCAAGUAGACUGAUUCUGAUUGCAAUCAAAUAAAUUUACCCAUUACUUUUA